AUGCAGGACACCGUGUCGAUGCGCCCGUCCUUCUGCACUUGGGUCGACGGCUCGCGCAUGCACUUCUUUGCCGUCUUCGACGGCCACGGCGGCCCCGUGGUGUCGGUGGUACUGAGGGACCACAUGCACGCGAUCCUCGUGGACGAGAUGAGCCGCGCGGCCGCAGCCUACCGGAAGAAGCAGCAGCAAGACGAAGAGGCGGAGCUGUGCGCGUGGAAGGGCGCGCUGAGAAGGAGCUUCGCGCGGGCGGACGAGCUGGCGGCGUCGGGGGUGCCGGCGGGCAGCAUCAUGGGGUCCACGGCGGUGGUGGCGCUCGUGGUCCGCGGCCGCAUCCUCGUGGCCAACUGCGGCGACUCCCGCGCCGUGCUCUGCCGCGCUGGCCGCGCCGUCCCGCUCUCCCAUGACCACAAGCUGGCACGGCCGGACGAGCUGGCGGCGCCCGGCGUGCAGGGGAUCCUUACCAGGUCGCGAGCUUUAGCUCUACAUGCGUCGUGUUAUGUCACAAGCAAACAAGGCUCCUUCCUGGCUUUGUCAGCUACUGCCUACUGCUCAAUGCCUCUGUUGGCAUUGGCCGUUAAUUCGUUCUUACAAAAUAUUUUUUUUGGCAGCCCAACGACGCGCUUCGUCAACGAUGACAGUGAUAAGUCUGGUGCUACAACGUUUCCUUGUCUUGUGAGCAUAGAACAUGGAGAGGCUCGUGCUGCAAAUGACGGGAGGCAAGGGCACACAUUCCUCAAUCCUCAAAUGACAUGUGAGCCUGAUAUUACCAUAACUGCAAGGUCGGACGACGAUGACUGCCUGAUCCUCGCGAGCAACGGGCUGUGGGAUGUGAUCUCAAACCAGAAGGCAUGCAACGUCACUAAGGAGUGCCUGGAAGACAAGAGCAAGGGCGUGAAUGCAUCAGUAGGAAAGGAGGAAGAGGUUCGGUGUGUCUGUGCUGCUAUCCGCCUAACAAAUCUUGCCAUCAACGAGCAUAGCCUCGAUGACAUCAGUGUGGUCGUGCUUGAUCUGAAGGUGAGGUGUUAG
Molecule: messenger RNA, 1026 nt
Organism: Triticum aestivum (bread wheat)
Lineage: Eukaryota; Viridiplantae; Streptophyta; Magnoliopsida; Poales; Poaceae
Product: probable protein phosphatase 2C 49
Exons: 6
Coding region: 1-1026 (341 amino acids)
Biological process (GO): protein dephosphorylation
Molecular function (GO): cation binding; protein serine/threonine phosphatase activity
Source: RefSeq, a predicted model, not a curated record